This is a messenger RNA of Motacilla alba alba, 4130 nucleotides long. RefSeq lists its product as uncharacterized. NCBI's taxonomy places the organism in Eukaryota, Metazoa, Chordata, Aves, Passeriformes, Motacillidae. Bases 1 to 834 code for a protein of 277 amino acids. The transcript is spliced from 5 exons. The record is from RefSeq and is a predicted model, not a curated record.
AUGGCCGGGCGGGAGGCGCUCCCCGCCGGGCGGGCGCGGCGGGCUGCGGGGAGCGCGGCUCCGGUGGCGGAGGCGGCUGCGGGAGCCGAGGGGCACCCCGCCCCCGUCCCGGAGCGCUCCGACCCCCGCUGCCUCCCCGCUGCCGGGGCGGGGGUGUCCGAGCCCCCCGAGAGCCGCCGCGCCCGGCCGGGGCAGGAGAGCCGGCAGCGGGGCGGGGGAGCCGCGGCUCUCGGGACCCCCGACGGCCGGGCCGAGGGAGCGGAGCGCUCCGGGACGGGAGGGCAGCGUGCGGCGCUCGGGGCCGCACUCGGAGCCGGGGACGGGGAGAAAAGGGGGGCGAAGUGGCUCCAGAGGGGACGGCUGGGCACGGCAGCGCUGAUCCCAGCACGGCGGGGCAGGAAGGGGCUUCGGGCCCGAGCCCUGCAUUGCACAGGCCACUUACAGCCACAUCCAGCUGGGAGCUGUCACCUGGAGCUGUGCGCCAGAGUCACCUCCAGCCUCCAGCUGCCAAGCCAGUUCUGCUCUCAGAGGCCUCGGGGGACGGUGGCAAAAACCCUUGGGAAACUGAGGCGUGAGCAGAGUCUGCUUCAAGGAGAGCUGCAGAGAGCUUCUCUGGGGGAUUAUUUUCCUCCUGGCAAUGCGAGGAGCGAGAGAACCUGCAGCAGUGAACGGAAUCAAGUCAGUUUGAUCAGCAAUGAACUGAGGUCUGGGGUCACAGCCAAGGCCGGGCUGCAAAAGCCCACUCAGGGCAUCUCUCCUCCCCAGCAAGGUUUGCCACACGUGUCCUGCUGUGCCAGGAUGGGUUUCAUAGGGGUGAGGGGUGCUGGGGUGUAGCAGAACUCACGCUUGCUGGUGCCCUUGCUCUCCUGUGCCCACACACUGCCUGAGUCCCCCAGACUGCAUCACUGGGCUGCUUGAUCCUGCACCAGCACCACAGGAGCAACCCCCAGUGAGGUACGGGCUGCCAGAGCCCCACAGAAGGAGCAGGAGGAACUGGGGGUGAGCACAGGGCUGUGCCUGGAUGUUCCUGUUCCCAGCAGCAACCCACAGCAUCUUCUCUGUCCUCACCCCUCCUGUGCCGCCCCUAUGGCGACACACAGGAUGACUGCAACCACUGCACCUCAAGAAAUACCAUCUAUUUAUGGCCAAACAGCCACUGUCUUGCUGUGGAUAAAUCAAAAGGAAAACAAAGCUUUACGGAAAAAAGUAUUAAAUUUUCCAUGUGCUCCUGAAGGGAUGGGCCAGGCACUCGCUGUUUAUUUUUUGGGCUCUCUCUUUGCUAGUACUGUAAGUGACAUUGUGUUUACAAAAGUUUUUAUGUCAUCAGAGCAAAGUCACAGCUCAGCUUCCUCUCCUGUGUAUUUUAUGUAGAUGGAUGUGUCUGUGAGGAACAUUCAAGCUAAACAGAGAGCUGGUUUAUAGGAAAAUGUAUUUAUUUGAAAAAUCGUAACUCACAAUUUCGGCAAAACCGGGCUCCACAUUUAUUGCUGUUAAUGGGGUGUGGCGGCCAUAAAUUAACCUGGAAAAUUGCUGCGGCCAUUUCAACAAUGGCUCAUUGUGCUGAUGGAGCAGCCGCUCCUCAAAGACGGCUCAUGUCAACUGGCAAUUAGGUUUGGAUGCAAACAACAGGUAAAGGGAAGGUAACAGCAGCCUCGCUGCUGGAACCAGCCCCAAAAUCAUCGCCCUAGGCUGGCAUGGGUGCCCUGAGUCUCACUUAAAACAGAGCUGUUCCCUCUUCGGAUUGCGAUGGAAAUCAGUGGAAGGAAGCUCCACCUGCCAUAUGGGGAAUUUCUAUUUCUGUUAAAUUACCUGUCAUAGACACAUAAUCAGAGAUGACAGAAAAACCCAGUCCAUGAGCUCUGUCUGGCAGCCCAGGUGAGCCACGUGCAUGGAGAGCGGGUCCAGUUGCUCCCUGGCUGACCUCUCUUCUUGAAAGAAGUUUUGCAUGGAGUCAGGAGUGAUGCUCCUACCCUAAAACCUCUUCUUUCCCACUCAGAUUCCUUGCUGAGACAAGCACUGAUCCCCAAAACCUUGAGGCUGGCUGCUGACCCUGGGGUACAAGCUGCCCCUGUCAUUGUCCCAUCCUUGAUCACCUGGCUCAGGGCAGGGUUUGGCUGCUGGCUCGCGGUGGCAACUCUCCACUCGUGGGGAGUAGUGGAGAAGAGCUCCCAGAUGAUUCAGGUCCCUGACAAAAACCAGUGCCUUUCCCUCUCGAACCACUUUCCACUCCUGAAGCAAAUUUACAAGGGCUCUAAAAUGUCCUGCUCCAGGGCAUCAGCCAACUGCUAAUGGCUGGGGAUUGGGAAAGACAUUUCCUCUGCUGAGAAGGAUUGCAUAAGCGCUUAUUAAGGCAGCUCCUGGCGUCUUGGACAAAAGCAUCUGGUUUGGGGCACAGCUGGAGACAAACUGCUGGGUGUGCAUGGGCAGAGCUGGACUUGCUGCUUCCAGCCUUUCCCUUAGUGCAGGUUUGGAUCCCCUCCUUUGUGCUGGUGGGGAAAGGGAGGUGGGUCAUGACAUGAGAUGUGUCCUUCUCCCUCUCCCCCUGCUCUCCAUUAAUCCUGGUGGUGCCACUGUGGGGACUUCUCUUCCCACUCCUUCCAACUCCAGGAGCUCAGGGACCUUCCCACCCCGGGUACCAUGACACCACAUGUGCAGGAGGGAUUUCCCUGCUCCCUGUUACACCCCAUCCCACAUUCCUUGAAAGAGGGGCUUCCCUCCUGUCCCAUUGCUGCUGUGCCUGGCACAUGGGCUGGCCUGGCUCGGUGGGUGAGCUCCUCUUCUGCACCAUGUCUGUGUGACAUUGCAGGUAAAUGGCUUUGUGGUGAGAAAAGGCUGCUGACAGUGGUCCUGAUCCCCAAAAAAGGUUGGGAUGCUUUUAACAGGGCUCUGCUGUGUCCCAGGCUCAGUGUGCUGUGCAGCCAGGGCCAGGGAACAGCAUCCUGUCCAUGUUUCCCAGGGGUGGGACCAUGUCCUGGUAUCCCUACUUCCCUCCUUCUUCUUUGUGUGGCUCCACAUGGGGUUUUCAAUUCAUUUUGUCUCUAAGAUUGUCAGGGCAAUUCCAGUCCUCAUCGCACAGUGUCUCACGCCAGGUCUGGCUAUGCCUUCCCAACUGUGCCAGGGCAGGAAGAUGAGGACUAUUAGUCGUGCCUUAUUAUCCUGGUUAUACUCAGCUCUCUCAGAAUUCCAGGUUUUCUCUCUGCUCAGGUGCAGGAGUUACUGCUCACUUCCAUGGGAGCAGAGGGACUGAUUUUCCCCUGGUUCCCCCCACUGCAUCCUGAGAUGUCUGAGCAGCUGCUGGGCCAGCCAUUACAGCAAGACUCUCAAGAUGGGUUUUCCAAGGUUGGAUUGAGAUGGUUUUAAGAACUAACAAGCAUCUGUUAAUACUUUUUUUUUGCAACAGAAAAUUAUUUGGGAGUUGAGGGUCUUAAAUAAUUUUAGUGCUUUUUCCCACCCUCUUUUCCCCUGUUUUAUAAAUGGGAGGUAGUAGAAGCCUCCCCAGAGCUCAUUAUUCCCCUUCCCAAACUGGGAUCCAGCACCCAGCAUGGCUAUGCUGUUGCCUUCAUAGGCAUGGGGGGAAGUGGGGGGAUUUGGGGGCAAAAAGGCACAGAGACACUGAGUGUGCUUUUGUCAGUAUGGCCCAUGGUGUCACCAAGGAUACUGUACCUCCUUGCAUUCAGGCAGUCACAGGAUAGGGACAUGCUGUACAAAGUGAAUCCAGACCUCCAAAGAAUAACUCUUUUAUUGUAUAUCAAUAUACACAGUAAAUAUGUGACUCCUCCUAACACGCUCUGGAGAAAAAAAACACCAAAAAACUGUCUGAAAUGGAGCUUAUUGGAAGGAAAUAAAUUGCUUCAUAAAAGUGCUGAUCCCUCCCUACUUCUCAAAACUGAAACAAAAUAGUUUGCUGUGAGCUGAAGACCUUUCUUCCCUUGGCUCCUGGUUUUCCAAGAAGAGCUGGGAACAUGAAGGAAAAACAAGCCUUCCCCAUUAAAACCCGCUUAAGUGAAACUCCAGUUUUCUCUUAAACUUUGCUUGGAAACAUUUGGAGCAGCUUCAUGCAAACCAGUUCUGCUCUUUGAAAGGCCAUUAAAAUAAAAAACACCCAACCCAAAAUAGCCAUCUCUGCAAGA